UAAUUUUCCAUCUCCUUCUCCAAAUCUAAAUCUAAAUCCAAAUCCAAAUCUUAUUAAUUUUACAAACUCUUUUUACCUCUCUAUAUCCUCCAUUUUCUUGAAAAUUAAUUCUUUUUUCUUCAUUUUUUCAUCUAAAUCUUGAUUCUCCUCACUCUCAAACCCUAACUCCUUAAACUACUCUAAAUCAGUAUACCCUUUGAAGAAAAUUUCCCAAAGAUGUUGUAGUUAGAUAGCAUCACUACCUUUGAACUUCAAAACACAUAUUCUCCUUUCAAGAUUUAAUUAACUUUCUAGUACCCCUUGUUAGAUCAAGAUUUAUAUGGAUCCUAAUUUUAGUGCCCCAAUAAAAGAAGACUUUCCUAGAUCUAAUGAACCUAGGAUGUGGAUUCCUCAACCAAUGGAGGGGAUCCAUGAGAAUGGACCUCCACCAUUUCUAACAAAGACUUAUGAAUUUGUGGAUGAUCAAAACACCAAUAAUGUUGUUUCUUGGAGUAUAGGUAAUAAUAGUUUCAUUGUUUGGGAUCCUCAAACUUUUGCCAUGAAUCUUCUUCCGAGGUACUUCAAGCAUAGCAAUUUCUCAAGCUUUGUCAGGCAGCUCAAUACUUAUGGAUUUAGGAAGGUUAAUCCAGACCAAUGGGAGUUUGCUCAUGAAGGUUUCUUGAGGGGACAAAGGCAUCUCUUGAAAACAAUUAGGAGGAGAAAAACAAGUAAUUUCCAUCCUGGACAAGCUUCAAAUCAAGGUAUAGACUCUUAUAUUGAAUUGGGAAAGCUUGAGAUAGAUGGAGAAAUUGAUCGAUUAAGGCGUGAGAAGCAGGAUUUGAUGAUGGAAUUGUUGGAGCUUAAACAACAUCAACAGACUACAAGAUCACACAUCAAAUUAAUGGAAGAAAAGCUUAAGAGGACAGAAACAAAGCAACAACAAAUGAUGAAUUUCUUGGCUAAAGCAAUACAAAAUCCAAGAUUUUUGGAGCAAAUGAUGCAACAAAAGGAAAGAAGGAAGGAACUUGAGGAAGAAAUUAGGAAUAAGAGACGGCGGCAAAUUGAUCAUCAAGGUCCAAGUAAUAUUAUUGGAGAAUUAGGCCAUAGUGUUAAUAAUUGUGAUGGAAAUUUUAAUGUAAAGAUGGAAUCUCAUGAAUAUUAUUAUGGUGAAAUGAAAGGACUUGGUAUGAGCAUACAAGGAGCACCAUGUGGGAACACAAUCUAUCUUGAAGAAGACUAUAAUAUUGAGAAUGAAUAUAUGCAAAAAUUAGUAAGUGAGAAUAAAAAUAUUGAUCAUGAAGGAUUUUGGGAGGGUUUGUUGGAUGAAAAUGUUGAAGAUGAGAUCAAUUUACUUGAAGACAAUGAAGAAGAUCAUGUGGAUGUUUUGGCUCAUCAGCUUGGAUUUUUGGGUUCUACACCAAAGUAAAAAAGAUGACUUUACUAUUAGUUUUCCAUUCUUGUCUUUUUUAUGAUUUGGAUUAUUUUAGCUCUACGAGGAGGAAAGUUCACUCACAAAUCAUCGCGCGUUCAUGCAGGAUCUAGAAUUUACCUAAUAUUGAACUACGUACAAGUUAUUAGAUGCUAAUUAAUUGGGAGGAUGCCAAUUCUUUUGCAAAAGAAAGCAACAUACUCUACAAGUUUAGUUUAAUUUUAAG
Solanum dulcamara is the source of this 1634-nucleotide messenger RNA. Its product is annotated as heat stress transcription factor A-6b-like. The transcript is spliced from 2 exons. Gene Ontology annotation, biological process: regulation of transcription by RNA polymerase II. The record is from RefSeq and is a predicted model, not a curated record. Gene Ontology annotation, cellular component: nucleus. Lineage: Eukaryota; Viridiplantae; Streptophyta; Magnoliopsida; Solanales; Solanaceae. Bases 320 to 1405 code for a protein of 361 amino acids. Gene Ontology annotation, molecular function: DNA-binding transcription factor activity; RNA polymerase II cis-regulatory region sequence-specific DNA binding.